This is a messenger RNA of Pelagomonas calceolata, 1691 nucleotides long. The record is from the annotation of a GenBank genome assembly. NCBI's taxonomy places the organism in Eukaryota, Pelagophyceae, Pelagomonadales, Pelagomonadaceae.
AUGCAGCGCUUCACAGCCCUGGUGAGGCGCCGCUUCGCCACGACGUCCACGCUCUACGUCGACGGCGCCGCCGCGCCGGCAAGCGACAACGCUACGAUAAAUACGCGCAGCCCGGCCGACGGCUCGGUCCUCGCCGAGCUCUCGGACGCGUCCGCCGACGACGCGCGGCGCGCGGUCGCCGCGGCGGCGCGGUGCCAUGCGUCGGGCGCGUACUUCCGCGACGGCGCGGCGCGGCGCGACGCGCUCGAGCGGGCCGCCGCCGCGCUGCGCGAGGACGCGACCGUGUACGCGACGAACGAGGCGCGCGCGCGUUUGCGGCGUCCCAGGGAUUUUCGUUGAUUCUUCACGUUGUUCCUCGAUUGCGCGGAGUCACGCCAUCGCCGCGGCGUCGUCUCGACUCCUGAUCCGCGCAGGACUGCGGCAAGACGUUCGCGGAGGCCGAGGGCGACGUGGCCUACUGCGCGGACAUGCUCGACUACUACGCGGGCCUCGUGGUCGACGGCGCGACACGGGAGCGGCGCGCGCCGCCGCCGGCCGCGUACGAGCUCGACGCCGCGUGCAGCAUCGCGACGUACCCGGCGGGCGUCGCGGCCCUCGUGACGCCCUGGAACUACCCGCUGCUCCAGGCCGUGCUCAAGGUCGCGCCGGCCGUCGCCGCGGGCUGCCCCUUCGUGCUCAAGCCGAGCCCCCUCGCGUCGCUGACCUGCGUCGACUUUUUGCAAACAAUCCUGGGCCCGCUCACGCCGCCGGGCGCCUGCAACCUGCUCACGGGCGGCCCGCCGCUCUCGGCCGUGGACCGGGGCGCCGGCGCGCUGCUGGCGGACCCGCGCGUCGCCGUCUGCAGCUUCACGGGGUCGAGCCGCGGCGGCGAAGCUGUUUUGAAUGCGGCCGCGCCCUUCGCGCGGCCGUCGGCGCUGGAGCUCGGCGGCAAGGGCGCGCUCGUCGUCCUCGACGACGCCGACGUCGAGGCGGCGGCGGACCAGGCGCUGGUCGGCAUUUUGUCCUGUGCGUGACAGUGUCUAUCUACGCCAUCGCCGCGACCCCUUCCCGCCGCAGGUGCCGGCCAGGUCUGCUCCGCGACGUCUCGGUUACUGAUCCAGCGGCCGAUCUACGACGCCGUCGUCGAACGAGUGCUAGAGAAGAUGGCCGCCGUGGUCGUCGGCAAGCCACUCGACGCGGCGACGACGAUGGGCCCGCUCGUGUCGCGGGAGCAGCAGGAGCGCGUCCUCGGCUUCGUCGAGCGGGCGCGGCAGGCGGCCCUCGACGUGCGCCAGCCUGCGGCCCAGGCUGACGGUAGCGGCUACUUUGCGCCGCCGACGUUGGUCUUGGGCGACCUCGAGGGGAGCGAGGUCUGGCGCGAGGAGGUCUUCGGGCCAGUACUAUGCGCGAUGCCGUUUGAGAGUGAUGAAGACGCCAUCAACUUAGUGAACGCGUCGCGGUUCGGUCUGGCGCACGCCGUGUUCUCGGCGGACGAGGCGCGGGCCGCAAAGUGCGCCGACGCGCUGGACGCGGGCGUCGUCUGGGUGAACGCCAACCAGAUCCUCUGGCCGGACACGCCUUUUGGUGGGUGGAAGGCUUCUGGGUUUGGCUUCGAGCAGGGUGCCGAGGGGAUGGCGCCGUUUUUGCGGCGGAAGAGUGUUGUUGUGGCUCCGAGUCCUGCGCCUGAGAGGGGGUAUGUUGCGGCUUGGUAA